AUGCGUAACGAACGUCUGUUGACUGGUUAUCGACCUGUGAAUGGCGUCGGACGAAUGGAAAAACGUGAAAUCGACGAACUCGAACCGUAUUUAGAAAAACGAAACGGUUUUACGUGGUUACCUCAGAGUAAUACUGAUUAUUAUCAAUCUGAGAUCGAUCAUAUAAAUUUGAAAAUUGCCGAAAAUAAACACGUACUGAUGCAACCUGAGAAAAAUCAAACACGAUCUGUGAUCGAUUCUUCGAGUAGUAUUUUUUCCUCAUCUUCAAAAAUUCCCAUGAACAACAAUCCAACAACAAUCAUCAUGCGACACCAAAAUAGUGCAUCUGAUACUAUAUCUCGAUUGAGACCUACUCAUAUCGAUCUGUGUAAGAAGAAAAAUAUGGAAGAACAUGCGACAAUUUACUAUGAUGUCGAAGGACUUAUUCUUCGACGAGGUCAAGCAUUUUCUUUUAUUCUUACACUUGAUCAUGAAUUCGACAUCGACAAACAUCACCUGUCGUUUAUUUUCAAAUGUCAUACAUGGUUGAAUAGUUUAGCAAUAAAAAUACCAUUAAAUGGUUCAUCGAAUGACUGGUCAGUAAGGAGAAUAGAUACGGAAAAUGAAGACAAGAAACGAAUUCAUUUUCAAAUCCAUUCUCCUUGUCAUGCUCUUAUUGGCAAAUAUUCUUUAUUCUUAGAAACCUGUUGUAUGAUGGAAAAAGGUUGUCUCGAUAAACGAACGUUGACUAUUUUUCAAUUCGAAAUAGACAUUUAUUUCCUCUUUAAUCCUUGGCAAAAAAAUGAUCCUUGUAGUUUGAAUUCGUCCGAGCAAAUUAGGGAAUAUGUUAUGAAUGAACAUGGACAAAUUUUUCUUGGUCUAUCUGAUAUACCUCGAUCUAUUCCAUGGUACUUUGGACAAUUCGAAAGUAUUGUAUUAUUGACCGCUCUCGAACUUCUUCGUAAAAUACAAGUUUCCGUUCCAUAUUCGAUCGAUACAUCCGUCGUUCUUCGUAUGCUUGCAUCAAAAAUCUGUUCGGAAAUAGGAACAACUAAUGGCAUAUUUCCGUCUGUUUUUGGUGAGGGUUCAGCUUCCUGUCCAGAUAAUAACUACACUAGUAGUCCAGCGAUUUUGAGAUUGUCUCGUCAACCGAAUACUCAAUCGAUGCAGCGAGAUAGUGGUAAUAAUUGGCAACAUGCAGCAGUGUUUUGUAGUCUAUGUCGGUCGUUGGGUAUCGCUUGUCGGAUUGUUACUAUUUACAAUGCCACUGGUCAAGUUCAAGAAAGAAUAACGAGUGAUACGCGUCCGAACGUACCGCAAGAACAACAAUCAACGGUAGUUGUUCUAUCGAAAAUGACUCGACCGUGGUAUUUAUGGAAUGAAUGUUGGCUACGUCGAGAUGAUCUUCCACGAAAUUUUAGUGGUUGGCAAGUAGUUGAUUCAUCGUUUAUUCGAUGUGGCAAACCGAUUCGAUGCGUUGGUCCAUGUUCAGUGGCAGCAUUGAAAUGUCAUUCAUUGGAUUUGAGAUGGGAUACGAGGGAAAUUCACAGUCGACUAAAUGGAAAUAGAACCUAUUGGCUGAUUCAUUCGAAUGGAAAUCGAGAACUGAUCAAAACUGAAGACAAUCCGAUAAAUUUUAAAAUUAUUACUCAAUCGUUGGAAAAGGAAGGAGAGUACGAAGAUCUUACUGACAACUACAUAUCAAUUAAAAAACCGACUAAAACUGCGACGACAGGAGAUGUUGAUAUCGAAAUCAAAACACCUCAUAGCAUCCAAAAUGGUAAUGAUCUCAAUUUGUUGCUUAUCACCAAUAAUCGAUCAGAUGCCACGAGAACACUCACGGUUAAAUUAACUGUAGUAGAGGUGAAUUGUAUUGAUCACUCUCACGUCCCAAAUUCACAAAAGUCGAAUCGAAUUUUGACAUACACUUACCAGCUGAAUCGUCGACAAGAGCAACCCAUACGGAUAAAGAUGAGUGAUAUGCAAGGGAUAUCGAAGCGAUGCUUUGACAGUUUAUUUAAAUUGUUUGUUCUUGCAACUGUCAAUGAAACGAAUCAAAAGUAUCGAGUGGACAAGUAUGUUUUGUAUGAAGAACCUGUUUCAAUGAAAUUAUUUUUGCAUCCUAAUGUGACAGAAGUUGGACGAGCUGUUAGGCUUAAUGUACAAAUAACGAAUUCAUCGUCGAAACCAGUGAUCAAUGGACGUAUAGCAGUAGAUGGUCUUGCAGCAAUAAAAUCCUUUCAUACAAAUAUGUCGAUAGAACCAAAACAAACGGUGAAUAUUCCUGUUGAUUUUGCAACUUAUCGGCUAGGCGUUGGUCGAUUAUAUGUUACCUUUUCCACGGACUACUUACGUCUUCCGCCAGUAUCUGUUUUGUUAGAAGCGUUGCAAACCAAAUCUAAACAGAAGAAAAUCACAACACAGACUAUUCAGAGCGUUGAACAGACAAAAGCUCUGAUCGACGAACCUAUAACAUCGAUUGCAUCAAACAUUGAGUCACAAGCUGAGCAAACGCAGCGACACAUCGAUAAUCAAGCACUAUUGCUCAGCACGAGUGCGGCGGAUAUCAUGCAGCCUGCUAUUUCUAUUAGGAGUGAUAAAAACAAAACAGGCAAUACUGUUAAAGUUGAUGUAGCUGUCAAUCAAACUACUAAUUUAACAGCAGGAGCAAAUGUUAUUCCUAAUCAUCAGUCUGAAGCAAACACGGAACAUCCAUUCACACCUGUUAAAAGCGAGCCAGUGCGCGUCGAUUCUACUAAUAUCAGCAAUGCUUCUCUCGUACGUCCAACUUCAAAUGUUGUCUAUUCUCUCCGUACUACACAACCAUCGACAAGUGCGAACAAUGCCACAACAACAAACACUCAGCCAAAAACAAUAGUAAACACUGUAACACUGUCACCAGCAACAACCGUCAUUGGCAAGUCUGAUAUACCGAAGAGAAUCGAUACAUCGCCAACAACUGAUGUUCGUAAGUCUGGUGCAGCAGAAAGCAAUGAAACACCAACUAUUAUUACUGAUCAAUGUACUUCACCAUCAGCUGUCAUUGCGGAGAAACCUAUCACACCAUCAAACACAGCAACAACUGAUACUGAGAAGUUCAUUACAUUGGAAAGCAUUCCAGCGGCAGGUCUAACUGAUACCGAAAAGCCUGUUACAUUAGAAAGCAGUGAAACGUCAUCAGCUAGCGCAGAUAAAUCUGUCAUGAUCGGAAGCACCGCUAUGGGAGCAACUAAUGAUGCUGAAAAACACGUUGCGAUAGAAAUUACUCCAAAGGAAUCAUCAAUUCACCCUGGCAAACCUAUUGCAUUACCAAUCACAACAAACUUCGACGCGGAAGGAACUCGAUUAUUUGAAAGCACGUCGACAGACGUUAAAAUUGACAACGAGAAACCGGCAACACUCUCAUCCACAGUACUUGACGCUGACGAAUCAGUUGCACCAGACAUUACUGCUUCAACAACAGAACCAUCAAUUGACAGUAAAAAACUUACCACAUCACUAAAUACUGUAAAAACAGAUGCUGAGAAAGUCAUUACACCAGAAGACAUGCAAACAGUGGAUCUAACUGACAAAGAAAAAUCUAUUGCAUUGGGAAGCAAUGAAACAUCACCAACUGAUACAGACAGAUCUGUUGUAACAGAAAGUAACCCAGGAGGAUCAUCAGUUGGCUCUGAGACACUUGUCGCGUCACCAACUGCAACGAAACUCGAUGUGGAAGAAACUCUAUUAUCAGAAAGCACACCGACAAAGGGAACAGUUGACAGCGAAAGACCUGCUACACCAGAACAGACUACAACACCAUUGCCAGGAGAACCUGAUACUAAGAAAUCAGAUGUAUCAGAGGAUGCCACUUCAGAAACAGCUUAUGAUGUUGAGGGAUCCGUUACAACAGAAUCACUAAUUGACAACGGAAAACAUACUACACCAUCAAGUACAACAACAACUGAUACAGCGAAAGUGAUUACAUCAGAAGACAUUUCAACGGGAGAUCCGGCUGACAUCGAAGAGUCUGCCGCUUUAGAAAGCAGUGAAAGUUCACCGACUAGUGUGAAGAAGUCUGAUGGAAUGGAAGGCGUCACUAUAGCAGUAACAACUACUGAUGUUGAGAAACCUGCUACAACAGAAACUAGUCCAGCAGAAUCAUUAGUUAAUAUUGAGAAAUCUAACGCACCGGAAAUUACGAUAGACCUCGGUGUGAAUGAACUUGCCACAGAAGACGCCUCGAAAAUGGUAGUCGUGGACACUGGAAAUCUUACCGCGUCGCAAAGCACAGCAACAAUUAAUAUUGACAAGUCCACAACAUCAGAAACCACCUUAUCGAACAAAAAUACAGCACCACCGCCACCAUUGAUCGACACUAAGGCAGCUGCUAUGCCAGAAAGCGUUACUACUACAAUACCCACUGAUAUCGAAAAAUCGAUACCAACAGAAAGUAACGCAAUGACAGACGCAGUGCACACUGAGAAAUCUUCUGCAACACAAAGCACAUCAUCAAUAAAUGUGGAGGAACCUGUUACAACAGAAAGUACUCCGAUAGUGGAUGUAGUAGAAACUGACAGACUUGUUCCAUCGGAAAAAAUCGUAACGCAUCUCCUACCGGCUGAUAAUGAGGAAUCUGUUGUACCAGAAACCACCACCAUCAAAACCACAACUGAUAUUGAGGAAACUGUUACAACAAUCGAUACACCGGUAGCACAAGCAGUUGAUACUGACAGUCAUACUGAACCGUCAACUACAGCAGCUGUCGAUGUGGAAGAAUCUUCUAGAACAACUGAUAAUGAAAAGCAUGCAAAAGCAGAAGACAUCGUAAUGCCGAUCAACAUAACGAUUGAAGCUGAGAAAGUCGACGCAAACGAACUCGUUAGAUCCCCAAGCAUAGCAGACAGCAAUUCCGGAGCAGUGAUAGUUGAUAUAGAAAAACUGAAAGCAUCGGAAAAUACUUCAAUGCCAGUCACAACAUCUGAUGAAGUUGAGAAAGCCGAUACAAGAAAAGGUACAUCAGCAAUAGAAGUAAUGAACACACCAGCACCCAUCCUGAAGAUUGAAGUCCAGGAAUCUGUUAUACCAGAAAGUAACAUUGCCAAAACAGAAACUAGUGUUGAGCAAUCGGUCACCAUAGAAAACAGUCCGAAAGCAGUAGCAGUCGACACUGAAAAGCCAGUCUUAGCAGAAAGUCUUGUAACACCACCAGCACCAGUUGAUAAUGAAAAAUUGGUUACACCAGAGAACGUCACUACUAUUGCAACUGCUGAUGCUGAGCAACGUGACGCAUCGUCAAGCAUCGAGGUAACAUCAAAGACGACUGAGCUCGAGAAAUCUGAAACACGAGACAGCACUCCAACAACAACAUUGCCUGAAAUUCAAAAUGGUACUGAUCUCAUUGAUGUUAGCAAUAUUCCAUCCUCGCCCACGUUCACAGUUGCAUCUUUAACUAGUGAAAAUGUUGAAAUGCCUUCACCGGUAGUCUACCCAAACCACCAACAACUGCAUCGAAGCUUAUCAGUUGACAAAGAGGUUGGAACAACCAGUGCCGUAACAGUAGGAAGUGAGCUGGUAAAACUGAAAACUGAUAGUCAGAUAGAGAGUUCCACCUUACCCGAAUCAACGAUGGUUCUACAGACAAAUCAAUUUCAGCUUACACCAACUGAGUCAGCAUUAAAAUCAGUAAAAAACAUGGAGCAGGCCGAGAUGGAGAAGACUAUCAAUGAAAGCUCACUCGUACAAACUUUAAGUGGCCAGGAAUCGCAGAGUUUUAUAUCAUCAGAUACUCAGGUACCAGCAGAUACCGUCUCCGAAGAGAAACUCAUCGAAACACACGCGAUUCCAGCAAAAUUGUACGUUACAACACAAGAGGAGAUUAACAAAGACGAAAAUAAGCUAAAUGAAGAUGUAUUAUUACUUUAUACACAGCCAGAUGCAGCGAUAGCGAAUGAUCAUUCAAAAGUAGAAAGUACACCAACUGUUGAUGAACCACUGAAUACUACAUCGAAAGAAGAAGCCAACAGACAAGAGAACGUUCAACUCUCGAGCACGUCAACAACUCUUGCAACGCAGCAUACCAAUGACGGAAGAGAUGCGGAUAAAGAAGUUCAGGACAAGCCAGGUAUGUCUCCACCACAUAUCGAACAUCUGGAGAGUGAGGCCGCCUCGAAUGGACAUGACGACAGUAGUGUAAAUAUCAAUACGAUACCGUCAACCACAAAACCAGUCGAUACGAUUGCAUCCGAAGAUGCUCUAAACUUGGAGACUGAGCCAGCACUUGGUGUACGGUUGCACCCUACAUCUUUAAGUGAACGAGAAAAAGAAGUUGAAAUUUCGAUAGUACAGUCAUUUGAUGAACCACUAGACACCGCAAACAGAGAUAAGGAGAACGAAAAGGAUGAGUCUCAACUAGAACGUGAAACAUUAAUGAAACAACCACAUGACGCCUCCGUAUUAGAAGACGGGAACAAAGAAGAAUAUGUCGAACCGGACUUACAACAAUCAGCUGAGAUUACAAAUAAAGAUGAGCUCAACUUGAAGACUACAGAAUCAGCUGAAAAAUCGCUGAAUCCGACGGAUAGCCGAGAAGAAGCAGUAGCAAAGACGACUGUAACGUCACCCACUAAAUCCGAGGACAUUAUAAAAAACGAAGAGACAAAAAUGGCUGAUAGUGCGAUAUUAGAAACCAAUACACCAUCAGAUAACCCACUGGACACUACAGAUCAGAUAACAUCCGAUUCCGUCGUCAUUUUUUAUCAAAAGCAAGACAAUGAUGCUCAAAUUCGCAAUCGCGCUGUAAAUGAAGACGAAGGAAAGAACGAUGAGAGUGAAGUAGUGAUCAUCACGGAAGAUGAGGUCCACAUAGAGAAUAUACCAUCUUCUGGCAAAUCAGCAGAGAUCGUCACGAGUAAGGAAGCAGAAACGGAAGAAAACAUGCAGUUAGGGACUCCCUCGAAAGCCUUCCAGUCGUAUGAUGCAGGUAUUUCAGCUGGAACGAAAGCAGAUAGUGAAGUGAACGUGGAAACAACAUCAUCACUUGAUAAGCCAUUGAGUACGAUAGUCGUUCAUGAAAAGAGUGUGCAACAAAACGUCGAUUCAUCGUCAGAAACACCUACAAAAGAAGAAGAUUAUCCAGAGGAUGAUGUCCACCCUCAAGGAACUCCAUCAUUAGUUCACCAAUCAGGAGAGACGACAGCCCCGAAUGACGAAUGUACCUCAUCGUUUGAAAAGCUAGAUGAAACUAUAUUUUUAAACCACAAAGAAAAAGAACGUGAUCUAACCGUGAAUGUUAAUCCACUACUUGACCAGCGAUCGGAAGGUGCAGUUUCUGACAAUGAGAAGAAAGUAGACGACAUGACACCGGCUACAUCAAUCGAUGAAGUUGUGAACAUCGAAGUCGUUGAGAUAGCACAGAUAACCGAGCCACAGACAAAUGUCAGACGAGACACGAAGAAACAAGAGGACACCAUAGCACCGGAAACAUCUACAGACAGAACGGUUCAUCAAGACAAUCAAAAUGAAAGUCAAUUGAAAGUUGAUUUCGAGUCAUCAGUCACAACGGAUGAUUCGAAAUUGAAUAAUAACGUAUUACCUGAUAUAGCAACCGAUAUGACAAUCAUUCAGGAAGAAAAAAAGGAAGAGGAAGAUAAAUUAGAAAGUACAUCGCCUGUUGGUGCAACUCUGGAUACCACUGUGACAGGCGAGCUGACGCAAAAUAAAUAUGGGAAUUUAGGGAAAAUACCAUCAACUGGUUCAUUUGCAAGUACCGCAACGACGCGUGCAGAAGAAAAAGUCGAUAAUGCUAAUGUCAACGGUGCACCUUCAACUGAAGAUUUGUUAGACAUCAGUGACGAAGAGCUGAAGAUUGACGAUACUGAAAAAAGAGAUGCUCUAGUAUUAUCUGAUACAAUAUUGGAUAAAACGGUGAUUAAAGAGGAGGAGAAGAAAGAAAAUGACGCAAAAUCACAGACUGCCACAUCACUCGAUCAAUCUUUGGAUAAAAUAGCCUCUGAUGAACGACAGAAAGAACAUGAUGGUGAGUUCAUCAGCGUACAGUCUCCUGAUGCAACGACUGACCGAGUACAAGACAAUGUUACCAACGCAGAACAUCAGAAAUUGAAUAGCAAUGAAGUAUGUGAUGCAACGUUGUCUGAUAUACAACUGAAUACAACUGCUGACGAAGCCUUAAAAAACCAAGAUGAUAUCAAAGCGCCUGUGAACAACGCUACUCAGCAGAAUGACGAAACCGGAGAGAAGACCGAACUGGAAGCUGCGCUAUCAGCAGACAGAUCGCAUGACGAUAAGAUUGUCACUGAAGAAGAGCCACAAGCUGAUUCGAAAUUAGACUCUACAAAGAUAAAUAGUGAUAAAGCAGAUGUGAUCAAAGUGGAGACUACCACGCCAUCUGAAACAGUGAUUGAGACGAUACUCAUGCACGAAACGAUAAUAGACAACAUUAAAAAGGAAGAGGAUGGUGUAAAGUUAGACGCAAGAUCACCAAGCCAUAUACCCACCGACAUUAAAAUACUUCAGGAAGAAACAAAGUACGACAAUUCCACGGCGGACGUUCCAUCUUUACUUGGAAAUCCGUUGGAUACCACAAUAGCUCUUGAGCAUUCUGUAGAAAAAACGGUUGGUGAUGCAGAAAAGGAUGAACAAGAAGUAAAACUCGGAGCUACAUCAUCGCUUGGUGCAUUAUCGAUCAUAGUUGUGAAAGACGAAGUGAAAAAUGGAGACGAUAUUGACACAUCAAAUAAUACAGAAUUACUCGAGAAACAAUUGGAAAGAACUGCCGCACCCAAGGCAAUACCGUUGGUAGAAGAAUCGUUGGCCAUCUCAACUAACAAUGAAGAGAACACGGCGAAUGAUACGACACUGGUCGCUGUCACAUCUGUUGACAAGCCAUUGCAGACAACAGUCAUCGUCGACAAAGAACCAGAUUCGAUAAAUAAAGAAGAUGUCGUCGAAAUAGAGGAAACGCUAUCAACUGACACAUCCACAGAGAGUAUACCUUAUGAAGAUGAGAAGAAGGAUGAGCGUGUCGAACUCAAUGCUAAACCAUCAGCUGAAGAUAAGCUGAAUGUUACAGAUGCCCACUCAGAUAAUAUAGUCAAUAAUGUACCAGUAGACACAAUCUUUACACAAGAAGCGAAGAAAGAAGUUGGUGUGAAGAACGAGACGACUGACUCGUUCGUCGACAAAAUAUUGGAUACACCAUUAUCUCACAAGAUGGAAAAAGAAGAGCACCAUGACACCAACAAAGAACAAAAUGGUAAAGACUCCACAAAUCUCCCACUGGACAUUACAGAUACUGUGCAAGAAAAGAAAGUUGACAAUGUCACAUAUGAGGUCGAGCCACCAGUGAACACAUUUUUAGACAGCAAUGCGAAACCAGAGGAACGGGCUGAAGAAGAAGUGAACAAAGAGAACCAAGCCAACUUAGAAACAGCGACAUCUCGUGAAAAUCCUGUAGAUUAUGAAACUGUACAAGAACAGAAGACAGAUGAUACUGAACAUCUUGAUGCACUAUUAGUGGCAAAAUCAAUAGAUACGGCUGUCAAUGAGAAGCCAGCUGGAAUUAAAGUCGCUGAUGAAGGAGCGCCACAUGACGACGUGGAUCUGACUACUGAAUCACCAACUCCGAAAUCAUUGAAUGCCGUUGCUCUACCGAGUCCGAACAAUGAAGUUGACCUAAGCCAGAUGGUCAAUCUGUCACGUGAUAAGCCAUCAGAGGAAAACAGUAGCAAAGAUUCGGACAUCACAAUCGUUGACAAGCAGUUGGUUACAAGUGUCGAAGAAAAACAAACUACAGAAGGAACAUCGUCCGAUGAACUAUCUGUGAAUGAUACGGUUCAACAGAACGAAAAGAAAGAAGCUCAAAUUGAACUUGACGGUAAUACUCUGCACGAUAUAGCAUUUGUUAUGAAAGAAAAAGAGAAUGAUGAUGCUAAGUUGAACUUCGCAAUAGCAGAUGUUGGUAAUGGUGAACAUCAGAUUAAUUCUCCGAUUAUAGAAGAUACUCCGGAUCAGAUGAAAAAACAAGAUACUAUCCCACUACUGAACAAAUCCCCGAAAGAAACCAUGACUUUUGAGCAACAAAAAGCAAAUGAUGAUUUGAUUUUGGACAACACAGCAUCAAAUAACGAUGAGAAAGCAAAUCAGUUUCAGUCCAACAUUCCAUCGUCCACCGAUGGAUCAUCUGAUGAUAGAGUGGUACAUGACAACAACAAUGAAUAUCAAGUACAAUCCAAUACACUUCCAUUGACAGUAAAUUCACCAGUAAUUGAUAGACUGUCAGACGUCACAAUUACUGGUGAAGAAACCAACGCAAAUCUGGAGAUAAGUGCUCCGUCAUCCUCUGAUGAAAUACAAGAAACUACUGUAAAUGAAGAUGAUUGUGUGUUGGAGGCAACGAAGCCGACUGAAUCAUUAAGUGCCAUUGUGGAACAAGUCUACAAUGCACUGCCAGUAGAUCACCUGCUAAACACGACAGAUGCGUUGGAAAUGAAGAGUGCGUUAUCGGCUAUGCCACUAAUGGAAACCAAUCUUAUGGACGAAUCAGUGCCUAUUGGCGAAAGAAACUUGGAAGUUGGAGAUAAUCUGGAAGAGAAAUCCUAUGGAAAAUCUUCUGAUGGAUCGUACAACCCAACUGAAGCUAUUUCUAAUGAUGAAGGAACGACGGAUGACGCAUUAAAACUUUGGAUCGAUGAUGUUUUACGAGACGUUACAGUAAACUUGAAAGUAAAAGAUGCGCCUGAUGACAGCAUGGAGCACGAAAAAGUGACGAAAGUGGAUGAACCUGUUAAAAUGAUAGUUACUGAAAACGAAGAUAUGCAAACGGCCGACAAUGGUUUAGAGGAUUGGGUCAAUGAAUUAUUACGUUUUAUCUCGCAGUCCAUUCAAUCAAAACUACACGAGAACGUAGAUACACCACAUUCUUCGGUUGAUCGAGAGGUUGAUAUUGAAAAGUUACCCUCUCCGACGUUAACCAUGGAGCAGUCGAGCUCAGUUGAAACCAGCAAAGAAGUAAAAGAGAACGAAGAGCAGGAAAAAGAGUCGUGUAUGAACGUACUCGAAGAACCAAAUGAUGGUCAUCUAAGAAAUUGGAUCUAUGUUCUACUUCAUGAAGUAGUACAGAUAAACUUAUUACAACUACAAAAGAAAGAGGAUAGUUCUUUACCACAUGAGAAUCAAAAUCAUGACGCUACAAAAUCUACCUAUCUAACAACUGCAUCUACAGCAACCAUCCCAUACGAAGCAGAAAAUGUGCAUUCGACGGAUGAUGAUUUAAGAGAUUGGAUUCAUGAUAUACUUCGCGAACUUGUACUAACCCAACAAUUCAGAGUGCUUGAGGUAGAAGAUGACGUUCAGUUGCAAACAAGAGCUGUAGAGUCUAUAUCGACAGAAUUUAUCGAUCAAGAAAACUCUGCUUCGUCAGAUCAGUACUCACCGGUUGAAAGAAUUGAACACACUGGAGCGGAAGACGAUUUGGAGAUUAUAAAUAAUGAUUUAAGAGAUUGGAUUCAUGAUUUGCUGCACCAGAUUUGUUUAUCAGGUCUAGCAAACGUACACAACGAAGAAGUUGUACUCAAUUCAGUUGAAGAUCGAAAAGAUGCUACUCAACUGGUCAAACCAGCUGUUAGUACAUCUGUGUCACAAAACAUUGUGAACAGCGUAAAUGAUGCUUCCGUGGCACCGAUUUCUACUCUCGAAGAAGAUAUGAAAAUUUGGCUCGACCACUUAUUAGAUCGAAUACUUACCACAGAUGAAGGAAAUUUCGUUCGUAAACCGAGUAAUGUAGAAACGUAUUUGUCGGAGUUAGAAUCAGAUUGGAAGACGAAGGAAGCCAACGAUGAUACAGGUGAUAUUUUACAUCAUAUUGACGAUUCGUCUAAUGAUGAUACGGUUAUGGCCGCAGCUCGUCACGCUUUACCAAACUUUGUUAUUGAUUUAGUAGGUGAAAUGGAUAAUGACUGUACAGUCACAACACCCUCCCAUGAAACUGUACUCGAUGUUAAAUCACCAAAUUUAUCCGAAAACGCAACAUCCAUGCUAUCGAACAUUGUGAAAAAUCAAUCCGAUGGGUUUGUAUCGGACCGAUUCGAACACUACUGCGAGAAUACGGUGCAAGAUAUUAUCCCGUCCGCUGCCAUCGAUAUUAUUGAUGAGUUAAGUGCAAACGUUGAGGAAGGUAAUUGUGACAAUGCACUCAAUCCAACCGAUACUCUAGUACUUUCGUCGCCGUCAUUGAAUGACCAACAUGGUGAAACUCAACAAACGGAUGAUGAUUUAAGAGAGUGGAUACACGAGUUGUUGCAUCAAACCUCGAUAUCUCACGAACCACUACAUGACAUAAACCGUGAGAAUCAGAUAGCAAUCGAAGAACCAUCGCCGAUUGCAGAAGCAAAUUCUAGGGAUGAAGACCUCAAAGGGUGGAUUGAUCAUGUGCUCCAGCAGAUUUCAUUAUCAAAGCAACCCAAUGUUGACGAUGAUCUAGAGAAUGAACUAUAUAACCCAUUGCAACAAAUCUCUGUCUCUCACGAACCAAAAUCUGAAGCAAUUCAUGAAGUGCAUUCAGCGACUGCAGAGAUAUCAUCAGUUGAAGACAUAGAACCAAGUGAUGAGGAUCUUAAAGAGUGGAUCGAUCAUAUUUUGAACACAAUUUCCCAUUCGAAGCAAGCUGAUGUACAUGAAAAAGAUCAUCUAUCACUUUUAUCCACUGAACAAAUGAGUGAUACCAAAGAAAUCCAACUGGAAAACGAUUUGGAUGCCAAUGAUGAUGAUCUGAGAAGUUGGCUGCAUCAUCUAAUGCAUCAACUGUCUUCAUCUCUCGAACCGACUACAGCAACAUCCGAAAAAGUGGUCAUUGAAGAUUCAGAACCUUCAGACCAAGAGCUCAAGGAUUGGAUCGAUUACGAACUUCGUCAUAUCUCACUAUCCAAGCAAUCCGACACAUAUAAUGAUGAUGAUCUUAGAAGUUGGUUGAAUCAUCUUCUCCGUCAACUUUCUUUAUCUCUUGAACCAAGCUCGGGAACAACUUCUAAAGUGAAUACGCCGGUCGCAGACAGAUUGUUAGAUGAAAAUAUUGAACAUGAAGACCAAGAUCUUCGCAACUGGAUUGAUUACCUUCUGAACGACAUUUCACUAUCAAAGCAACCUGAGAUAGACGAUGAAGAUGAAGCUGAUUCAGAACCAACGGAUGACGACCUAACAAGUUGGUUGAAGUGUUUACUCAGUCAAAUCUCUUUAUCUGAGAAACCCACACCCGAAACAGCUUCAGAAAGAUUAUUGGUUGAAGAUGUAGAACGCGAAGAUCAAGAUCUUCGCAAUUGGAUAGAUUACGUAUUGAAUGAAAUCUCAUUAUUCAAAAAACCUGAAAUAGAUGGUAGAGAGACUUCAGAACCGACAGACGACGAUCUUAGAAGUUGGUUGAACCGUCUACUGCGGCAAAUUACUGUAUCUUCCGAAGUAGAUGCUGCAGGUUCAGAAACUGCAGAUAGUGAACUAAAAGCUUGGAUUAGCCACGUGUUAAACGAACUCUCACUAUCUAAACAACCUAACAUAGAUGAUGAUGAUGAAGAUCUAAGAACUUGGUUAAAUCAUUUACUCCGUCAAAUUGUACUAUCGGAAUCAAGCAAAUUGUCUGAAAGAGAUGAAAGAUCAACCGAUCAACUACUUUUAGAAACGUCGGACGAAGGUCAAAUAGCGCUGAUCGAUGAUGUACCCUGUGAAAAGAGUGACUUGGAAGGUGUUGAACUGGAUGAAAAUGUUCAGCUAUGGUUAGACAAUCUUGUCGAUCGCAUAUUGACGGUGGCCACAGUUAAGACAGUGUUAGCGUCUACAACAGCUAUAGAACACAAUCUCAAAUCCAGGGAGAAUUCAUAUGGCGAAGACAAUGUGUCACAAGUUUUACAUGAAUCGACAACUCGACGGUCAUCCGUAACAUCAGUGACUGAAGACAUCCAAAGAAAUGUACUCGACGAAACUGCUGACGAGAAGCUAAUACAAAUUUAUACGAAUUACAGUGAAUCUUUACUCAGGGAGAUAUUUCAAAGUCUGAAUAUCCCUCAAACGACAAAAACAGCACCAUCUUCGUACGAACUACAAACAACGAAAUUAUUCGGACAAAUCAUCGCGAAUCGUAUAUAUUCCCGUGCACUGAGCGACAUCGAUUCCGUAUUCAGUAAUCCAUCUAUGUUAACUUCAAUGUCUGCUAGUGAUAUUUCAUCGAGUAGUGAUGACUUAACAUUCCAUACGGCAUAUGAUUCAAUGGUCGAAUCGAGAGAUAUAGAAAGCGAUACGGCGUCUACAUCAGCAGAUUUUCUGUCGUUUACAGACGGCAUCAUAAGUGACAUAGAGGACGAUGAAGAUGAAGAUGACGAAUUUCAAAUAUUUUCGGACGGCAUUAUUUUAUACGCUGACAGCUUAUCUCAUCAAUUGAUCGAAUCUGUUAUAUACUCCAAUAAAAUCCAACCAAAACAAUCGUUCAAUCUAGAUGACGAUACCCAAGCAGAGCGCACGCCAACGUUACUCGAUGGAAGUCGUUCAAAAAACAUGUUUAUGCCUCGCGAUGAUAGCACCAGGAAAAAUUCAAAGACUCGUAGAUUAAAACGCGAUGAUACUUUAACAGGCAACGAAUUCCAAUGA
This is a messenger RNA of Adineta ricciae, 14607 nucleotides long. NCBI's taxonomy places the organism in Eukaryota, Metazoa, Rotifera, Eurotatoria, Adinetida, Adinetidae. The record is from the annotation of a GenBank genome assembly.